GCUUGAUCCACCUCUUCACCAAAAUGAAUCAACAUCUUGUCUAUUUCUUGGUAACUUGGCACCCGAUUAGUGUUUGUUAUUAAGAACAAUUUGCUUGGCGUGAAAAUGUCGCACAUCAUGGAGUUGCUCCAGACUCCGCCGCCGUUUCGGCACGCGGCGUUUGCAAAGGAGCUUCUGGAACCUAUGGCGGCAGAAAUGAGCGACGUGAAUGGAGUGCUUACCGGCAAACGGGUAGGGAUAGAUGGCGACAUGUGGUUAAGGGAAAUUGUGCGACCUCAUGUGCGAGAUCUGGCUCUAGCGCAGCACCAGAACUCUGAGGAUGUGCAUCCGCUCUUGAAGAAGAUUUUUUCAUUAGUGGAAAAUUCGUUGCGAGCAGCUUUGGCAACCUGGUUUCCAGUCUUUGUGCUGCCGGCUCCCUGGUGGGGCGUGACGCGUUGCUAUCAGCAUAGAAUCCCAGCUGGGAGCGCCGCUUGCACAUUGCGCGGAGAGUGCUAUGGAACAAGCAGUGGCUUGUCGCCGGCAUCAGGAUCUCCUGGGAAGCGUUGUGCAAAUACUACGUCGUUUCGUGCCUUCAAAAUGUCGACUUGUUCCGAGGAAGAACGCACAUUGCUGAUGCUCGCGUGUAGGGCUGGAGGGGAUUCUGAUGACAUAGCGGAGGGUGCCUUCGCUGCUUGGGCAAGUGAGGCGGAAGCACAAAGCGAGAUGAGACUUCGGGAGGCGCGCAUCGCUCUAGAACGAGCGUUGGAUUCGCUUUAUUUUCGUAUGUAUUACGAACGAAAACGAAACUUUUACGAUUCGGCAAGCGCAAUGCGAUCCUCACCACGCAGCAAAAAACUUCGUGCAUACUUCGAUAACCGCACAAGGAGGUCUCCGGGUAUGACAGGUGGUUACCACGGUGCUGAUGUUCAAGGCUUCGUCAACAGAGCCAAGAGUGUUGAUAAGGACACAUCACAAGUAGAUGAGUGUGCUGCUUUCGGGACCAUGCAGCACCACUUUUCAAAUCCUGACAGCGUUCUUGCAGAUUUGCUCCCUCUCUUAGAUCAGAGGGAUAUGGCAGAGCGCCUGUAUGCACUGUUAGACCGUUUGCAGAUUCCGUGGCACUUUGCUCACGGUGGAGGUGGGGUCGACGCCCAACUCGCUUUCCUCUAUCGAACUGGCUGUGUUGAUGUUCUAGCCACUGAACGACCCGCAGAAGUUUUGAUGUGUGGCGUUUAUGACUUCAUUUUUUGCACCGGGGAGUGGGUACGGGAGCUUUCCUCGGGAGUUGGGAUGGCUCCUAGUAGUUUGGACAACCUUGCUAAGGAAGCUUCGCCUGCCCUAGUGGAGCACGGCGUACGCGACGGAAGUGCUGGAAUCGCAAGAAGACCCGUGUAUCUCACUUUUGCAACGGAGCCCGCUUUACAAAGUAAGCAUACGAGCUUUUCAUGGCGAGAGCGUGCGAGAGGGCACUCGGUGUAUGAAUUUCGGCGUUUGUUCGAGCCUUGGUCUGACUUUGUGCACGAGCCGAACCACGACUGGAAUGGACAGUUUCGUGGAGCUUCUUUCGACGUCUAUCUACCAUGGCUUCGAUGCGUCUAUCUUUUGUCUUCGAUCAGACCCUCCUCAUCGACGAGUUUUGGAAGCUCGGGCGUGGAAACGCAGAACGGCGAACAAGACACCACAGAUCAGGUGUCCAUAAAGAAGUCAAACGAAUUUCGGAGCUACAUUUCUGACGUCGCAUCCGCGGAACGAUUUUCACCGACAAAACGUGACGUUGAGUCGUUUAUUGCACGCGCUGACGGUACUUCCAGCUCUGGACCAGGGGCCGCUUUUUCUUGUAGAAGCACGGACGCCCGGGAGUACGUGCAUGCGGCCUUGGCCGUUGUAGCAUGUUCGCGAAAAGAGCGCGGGCAGAGACUGUGGGCGGGAGGAUUAUUUCAAGCGCUACGCAAUCCUUCAUUGCUUUGGAGUGAGAACUACGGAAAUUCCGGACGGUUUUUUGAGGGUCGUUCUCCUGGACGAGCAUCUAAAAUCUCGCGUCUGGGCGCUGUCGAUCGAACGCCGCUGAGAAAAUACUUAAAUUCGAGCAGCGUGCAGGUUGAUCCAAAACAACAACCAUUGCUGCCUCAUGGCACACCAUAUAUCACAACAGGCGGCCCAAAGGGUGAAGAUAGUACCAGAAUAACACACCAGCUGUACAAAACGGGAGAUACUACAGCAGCACAUCAUCUCGAUACCUUCGUCAGCGAGGCGAAGAGUCCUGUGUCAGAGAUGCUUCGACAGAGUAAGCUAACUCUCUCGCCAAAGCGACGGUCCAAGGGUGACACAAGUGUCGGGGCGCGAGAUGUACGUCCACCGAAACUUCUGUAUGCUCUGACAGCGAAAGACGGAGAGGCCAAAACUCCAUCUGGCUAUCUAGACGACAGCAGCCGCUUGCAGCGUAGGCCAAACGAAGAUACCACAGGAAAGUUGUUGAGUGCCGGCAGAGUGGAAAGUGCAGACAAGAAAGAUGGGGAUCAUGAAACACUCGGCCAGGAGGAAUAUCUCGAGAAAACUUGCUUUAUCAGAAGAGGAGAGUUUGGAUCCGGAACAGACAUGGUUUAUCAGGACAGGCCGCCGCCUUUAGAUGCGACGACAGCAAUCCGGCAAGAAAAUAUCGACAGACUAUCAUCAAUGUUAGGCAUCCGCAGUAUCUCCAUCGGCAGUUUUCCCAUUGGGGCGAUUAAAACAGACACAUUCACCUCAAACGUGUACAGCAGUGACAAUAGUACCAGAGCCGCGAUGAAUCUGCAGAGUGAUGACGAAAGAGAAUCCCGCGACUUCAGGCGGAGAUAUUUGUGCGCAGAGGCGGGGUUACUCUUCCAGCCAGUGCAUAGUUUUAAUACCUUGGGGCGUUACAAUUACGAUAGUGGUCAAAGCAGGGGCUCCCCUGCGCUUAAAGCAGCCGCGGCGCAAGGGGGAAGGUGGGGAAGGUACACUCUUGCACCACUGUCUGACUGUUUUUCAGACAACUGGCGAGAGCUAGUUUGGGGAACUUUUUUGGACGAAUGCAGACAAACACUUGAUCUUUGA
Messenger RNA from Amoebophrya sp. A25, 3051 nucleotides. The record is from the annotation of a GenBank genome assembly. Lineage: Eukaryota; Dinophyceae; Syndiniales; Amoebophryaceae.